Molecule: messenger RNA, 213 nt
Organism: Dibothriocephalus latus
Lineage: Eukaryota; Metazoa; Platyhelminthes; Cestoda; Diphyllobothriidea; Diphyllobothriidae
Source: the annotation of a GenBank genome assembly
AUGGGUGGACACAUUGGUUUUCGUUCGCGCCUCUUCGAAGCGCACGUGCAGGGAAAACGGGACAAUAACCUCCUGGAGGCGCAGAUGCGGAAGCUGGAGAAGGAGCAUCGAGAGCGACUUGAAGUUAUCAGGAGGUCAGCCGGAAAGGCGGAGGCGACACUGCCGGGCAUUAGGAGGCUCUCGUCUAAGGCGCAGAAACUGAGUGAACAGUAG